AUGUUGGGGGUAAUCCUGGCAGCUGGUAUAAUCCAUCUUCUUCAAGGUAAUGUAGAAAUCUAGUUAAAAACAGAAAUAUAAUACGUUGCUUACGAAAUAGUGUAAAAUAUAAAACAGUAUUUAUUAUUAAGUAUAUUUCUCAAAUGAAGAGAAUCAAACGGUCUUAGUAGGUUUUUCAAAGUUGGAAGGAAUGAGAAUAUAUAUUUUAAAAUAUACACAAUCUAUUUAAGAAUUCUUUUUAAUAGAUCGUGUAUAUAUGUAUUCAUGUACACUUUUUCGGAAUAACAUUAGAUUUAAAUUUCCUGAAACCAUCAGCCGGUAAGGUACCUUGAUCCUCAGCAAUUUCAUAUCCUCUAUUUCCAGGCGAAGUGGGAUGUACAGGACUAGCGGGUCCAAAUCAAAUAGAUUUAGAAUCAGGUACGUUCUGCAAUGUUGUAACCAUGAAAUAAUUAACGUAUUACAGUACAAAACCCAUGGUAGAACCCUGUAUGAGAUGUUAUUUCAAAUCCUUCAAUUCGGACUCAUUCUCGUCCUCAGAGCCAUUUUAACUUGGUCACUCGUUGAAAAUUAGGCUCUGGGUCAGACGACUAAAGGGAGAGAUCUGAUUGGCUUUUCAGAGAAAUGCUAUUUCCAAGAAGUUGAACAGUUUUCGCUACGCAAAAUUAUUCUAUCAAAAUAUAUCAACACAAAUACGUUUCUUCGUAAUACUUCUCUGUUAAAAUUGUUAAAUAUGCUAAAGCGUCCCGAUUCAAGGGCAUGCGCUUUGGAAACUACUGCAAGUUUUCUUGCACUUCCGGUUCCGUGUAUCCCAGGGCCUAUCAUCGGCUUCGCCUCAGACUUGAUCAAAUUGUGCAGACUUGAAAUCUAGUCCAGUCCUCACAGUCGGUUUUGAAAUAUUACUUUAAUUCUUUCUAGAAAAGGCAAUAACAGUGUGUACCUCUCAAAAGAGAUCGCUGACGUGUGGUUCUCCAGGAUCCAGUAUUGCGAUCACUGACGUAUUCUGGGGGAGACAGUCACGUGAUAUCUGUCCCUCGGAUGAUGGGGACGAACACGUGGAUUGUGGUGCAGCGAAGGAGACGCCAGGGAUAGUGAGGGGUAUGUGCCAAGGAAAAGCUGCGUGUCAACUGGAGGCAAAACACAAGUUGUUACAGAAUCCUGAAUCUCGUCAUUGUCCAG
This is a messenger RNA of Paramuricea clavata, 1176 nucleotides long. The record is from the annotation of a GenBank genome assembly. NCBI's taxonomy places the organism in Eukaryota, Metazoa, Cnidaria, Anthozoa, Malacalcyonacea, Plexauridae.